AUGGGUUCUACGAUGUUUUACGUUUCUCUAUUGCUGCUACUACUACUCGCGGGUUCUGAUUGCCGUGUUUUUCGAUUCCCUUUUCAAACGAAUGAACCAUAUAACAUCGCUCACCGAGGUUCUAGCGGGGAGUUUCCGGAAGAAUCCGUUCUUGCAUACAAGCGUGCCAUUGAAGAGGGGGCCGAUUUUAUUGAGGCUGAUAUAACAGCAACUAAGGAUGGCAAGCUUAUUUGCUUCCAUGACUUGAUUUUGGACAGCGUUACCGACGUGCAUGAUCACCCCGAGUUUGCGAGUCGAAAGCAAACGUAUGUCGUUGAUGGUGUUAAUGUCACUGGAUACUUCGCAGUGGACUUCACUCUGGAGGAAUUAAAGUCGCUUCGCUUGAUCCAACGAUAUCCUAAUCGCGACCAAUCUUACAAUGGUAAACUUCAAAUACCAACUUUCGAGGAAUUCAUAGCUAUUGCCUUGGUUUCACCGAAGUCGGAGAGGGUUGGAAUCUACGUGGAAAUUAAAAGCCCAACGUUUAUCAAUCACCACGUUAAAUGGACCGAGGGAAGAAAAUUUGAGGAUGUUUUUCUUAACAUCUUGAAAAAAUAUGACUACAAUGCAAAGUAUCUCACAAAGGAGUGGCUUCACAAGCCAGUAUUUAUCCAAUCUUUUGAUCCGAGCUCUUUGAUAUAUCUUCACAACAAAACAAGCUCCCCGAAAAUCUUAUUGAUCGCUCCAGAUUCAAUCACCUCCGAUACUAAACAGACGUAUGAAGAGAUAAUCUCCGAUGACUACCUGGAUUACAUUAGUAAGAUCGUUGUUGGAAUCGGACCAGCUAAAGAAGCUAUCGCCCCCGUGGACUCCAACAAUAAACUCUUACCAGUGACCGACCUGGUUGACAAAGCUCACGCUAGAGGCCUCGAAGUUCAUCCCUGGACGUUUAAUCACGAGCGCAACCUCCUCCUCCCGUUUGAUUACCACCAAGAUCCUUAUCGCGAGUAUGACAUGUUUGUAAACACGCUGGAAGUGGAUGGAGUUUUCACGGAUUCUCCAGAGAGCUUCGAGACUUAUCGCCGGGAGUGGAGAAUCUUCAGCAAGAGGAAGCGACCAUACAAGAAUGAAUGA
Molecule: messenger RNA, 1113 nt
Organism: Selaginella moellendorffii
Lineage: Eukaryota; Viridiplantae; Streptophyta; Lycopodiopsida; Selaginellales; Selaginellaceae
Product: glycerophosphodiester phosphodiesterase GDPD6
Exons: 6
Coding region: 1-1113 (370 amino acids)
Biological process (GO): lipid metabolic process
Molecular function (GO): glycerophosphodiester phosphodiesterase activity
Source: RefSeq, a predicted model, not a curated record